Prosopis cineraria is the source of this 1302-nucleotide messenger RNA. Its product is annotated as NAC domain-containing protein 92-like. The record is from RefSeq and is a predicted model, not a curated record. The coding region runs from base 77 to 1057 and encodes 326 amino acids. The transcript has 3 exons. Lineage: Eukaryota; Viridiplantae; Streptophyta; Magnoliopsida; Fabales; Fabaceae. Gene Ontology annotation, biological process: regulation of DNA-templated transcription. Gene Ontology annotation, molecular function: DNA binding.
GUGAUGUUAUUGAGCUUACUUUUGGUCAGCUUCUUCAAAAGCUGCAGGCUUUCUGGUAAGAACAUUAACAGCAAUAAUGGAGGAUGAAAAUAAUCUGCCUCCAGGAUUCAGAUUCCAUCCCACGGAUGAAGAGCUCAUAAACUAUUACCUCAGAAGCAAAGUUUCUGAUAGUGCCUUCACUUCCAAAGCCAUAUCCGUCGUUGAUCUCAACAAGUCUGAACCUUGGGAACUUCCAGGUAAGGCAUCGAUGGGAGAGAAGGUAUGGUAUUUCUUUAGUCUAAGAGACAGGAAGUAUCCGACAGGACUUCGAACCAACCGAGCAACGGAAUCAGGCUACUGGAAAACCACCGGCAAAGACAAACAUAUCUUUCACGGCGGUGCGUUGGCCGGCUUCAAGAAAACCCUCGUCUUCUACCAGGGAAGAGCUCCUCGUGGUCUCAAAACCAACUGGGUUAUUCAUGAAUAUCGCCUGCACGAUAAGGAAGAUUGGGUUGUUUGCAGGGUGUUCCAGAAAAGCAUAUCAUCAGCAUCCAAAAAACCUCGUGAUCAGGAUAUCACAUCAUCUUCCCAAGUGUCUUUGGAUUCACCUUGCGAUGCAACCUCAAUGGUGAAUGAACUGGGCAGCCACGUCGUCCAACUUCCUAAUUUUAGUAUUGCAAGUUCCUCAACUGGAGGAUUCACAGACAACAUUAAUCACAGCUUUAAUGUAAACACAGACAUGAACUUGAGCACCAAUAAUUGGUCAUCAGCUGCAACAGAUCAAGUUCCCUCUCUUCUUUCAUGGCCUAAUUGUGCUGCUUCUCGAGGAUUAAUGCUGAAUCCUAAUAAUCUGUCAGUGAACUCCUUGCUUCUCAAAGCGUUGCAGCUCAAGAGCUAUCAGCAAGCCAAUGAUCACUUUGCGUCGUACAUGUCUCAUCAAGCAGUUCCCAACCUUGGAGGAUCGUCACUCACUGAUAAUGUAAUCUCAAAUCCAAGUUCUUCUCAUUCCUCCAAAGUCUUAGAAUGCUUGCAACUUCAGCAACAGCAGCAACCGUUCAAUCUGGACUCCGUUUGGUGAAGCCCUUGAAUUCAUCGAAGCUAACGUCAUUCUAUUGAACUUCUUUGUUAUUAUAAUUAUAAUAUCCAACUCAGUUCCUGGUCACAGCUAAUAUAUGGAACCAAUUUCCAACCCAACAUGUUCCUUCAAAAUUAUAUGUGUAUCUCAUGAGUUGUAAUUAGAGUUGAAAUAGGCAAGUUGUACAUCACGGUUUAACUCACUGUGCACCUGUGGGAGGAAAUUCAUCAAUUAAAAAGAUUCAACAA